Messenger RNA from Aspergillus bombycis, 693 nucleotides. Its product is annotated as glutathione S-transferase family protein. The record is from RefSeq and is a predicted model, not a curated record. Bases 1 to 693 code for a protein of 230 amino acids. Lineage: Eukaryota; Fungi; Ascomycota; Eurotiomycetes; Eurotiales; Aspergillaceae. The transcript has a single exon.
AUGGCCCAAUCGCUCAAGCCAAUUCGAGUCUACGGGGGCUCAUUUGGCCCCAAUCCAUUCAAGGUCUCCAUCAUCCUGUCUGAACUCGGCCUUCCCACUGAACCGAUCCCCACCGAUUUCAGCGAACUCAAAACCCCUGCCUACGAAGCGAUCAACCCUAACGGUCGUCUGCCCGCCAUUUACGAUCCUAAUACUGAGCUCACGCUGUGGGAGUCCGGAGCUAUUAUCGAAUAUCUAGUUGAAACCUAUGACAAGGACCAGAGAAUCAGCUUCGCACCCGGCAGCGCCGAAGCGCACCACGCCCGCCAGUGGUUGCACUUCCAAAUGUCUGGCCAAGGUCCGUACUACGGGCAGGCAGUUUGGUUCAAGCGAUAUCACCCAGAGCGCCUUCAAAGCGCGGUCGAUCGGUAUAUCCAGGAGAUCCGGCGGGUGUCGCAGGUGCUCGACCGGUGGUUGGCGACGCGUCAGUGGCUGGUAGGCGAGAAGCUGUCGUAUGCCGAUCUCGCUUUUGUCUCGUGGCAAAAUGCCGCCCAAAAUAUGCUGGCGGAUGAGGGCUUCGAUAUGAAAGAUUUCCCCUAUGUGGCGGCGUGGAUGGAGAGAAUGAACAGUCGCCCGACUGUCCGUGAUCUGAUUGAGAAGCAGGACAGGAUGUUGGAGAAGCUGAACAGUGCUACCGCAGCAUUUCGAAAAUAG